Molecule: messenger RNA, 2121 nt
Organism: Zootermopsis nevadensis
Lineage: Eukaryota; Metazoa; Arthropoda; Insecta; Blattodea; Termopsidae
Source: RefSeq, a predicted model, not a curated record
UGCUGGUUGCAGUAUCGUCCUAGAACCGGUACUUCGCGGGUCGCGGAACUGCGUCUUUAUGUGUCAAAGUGUUUUAUAAUACAUAAAGAAUUAAACAUCUGUCGUGUGAAACAAUGUGAAAAAAACGCAUACCUCUGUAUUGCUUAUAAAUAUGUGAUGAUAAAAAUGUAAUCCGUAUCAUUUACACAUGUAGUAAAAUAUAUUUAAACAGAAAUGGAGCCUAAGAAGAGAAGGAUACAACAUAGACGACCAGUGUGUCUAAUACUAAGUUUGUGUGUGCUUGUCUCAUUAUGUAUGUGCCUUGUAAACGGAAAUGAAGAAGAUGAGAAGGAAACUCUGUCGGUGUCUGAUGAACUAACUCCAGAAAGUCUGAUAGACAAAGAUAUAAACAAUAUAGAUAAUCCUAAGAAAACAACUAAUUAUGGUGGUUACAUUGUGGGCAGAAUAGUGGAUUCUUUAACUAUGCUGUCAUAUAAGUCAUUUUUGCCGUAUAACAUGAACGACGUAGCAAGGAUGUAUUCUGUUAAAAAAGACAACAGAACAUUCAGUCUGUAUGAAGACAACUCAGUGUGGGACGGUUUAUUUAGUGAAUGCGGGAAGAAUACGUCAUUAAACUGUGUUAAAAGAAAUGUAUUUGAAUAUUUAAAUCGAACAAUUGUAACAGACGGGGAUUUCCAUGUUACUGAUAGCUUAAUAUUCACGAAAAGUGGGGACGAGCUGAUUGAAAAUAAGUACGACAGAAAUUUGAAUAACGUAUCAUAUCACCAUGACAACAGAACGAGUGUCAACGGCAGUGAAAAUUCUGAACAACGUUCUUUCCAUUCGUUUCGCGGUUUGACCGAUGUUCUUUAUGAAAAAGGUGUCAACUUCAUUAUGACACAUGAUCUGGUACUUCAACUCCCGGAGAUGGUGUUUGGUGGCGCUGUAGUGCGAAUUUCACCGAAAGGUGUAGAAGAAGAUGGCGGCGCCAUGUUUAAGUUGGAAGUAAAUCAAGGAAAGAAUGAUUCGGGAGAAGGUCGGAUUUUUUUUAAGAAACAAAAGAAGAAGCUGAUGAUGGCAUUCUUUGCACUGCUGAUGGUUAUCAAGAUGAUCAAGGUAAAGCUUAUGUUUCUCGUUCCAAUGCUUCUUGGGGUCGGAACUGCGAAGAAGCUGUUCCUCAAGCUGCUGUUAUUCAUCUUCCCGGCCUUCGCACACAUCUUCAAAUUCUGUGCCUAUUACCACGCAGCGCACACAAAAUUCCAUCAUCAUCACCACCAGAUCGCUCAUCACCACCACCACGUUCCCGUACCAGUACCUGUCCAUGUUGAUCACUCCCAUACCGUUCACGUCGACCAUCAGUCACCACCGCCACAGCACUACGGACCCAACAGCUGGGACUCUUCUGCUCCGGAUUAUAUCUCCAGCCGGAACGAGUACUUGUCUCCAACACAGGAAAAUGAACUGGAGAGCUGGGGGCUUAUGUCUAAGGGUGCCUUUCAUGUUCCUGCAGCGGCGCUCAACCCCGACUCUCAGUCGCUGGCAUACAGUGCGUACGAUCAAUUUCUGGACGACCAAAGAGUGUCCAGAAGUGCAUUGACUGUUACUGAACCUGCGAGUAUAUUUCUUCCUCCAAAACCAGAGACUCCUGCCAGAUUCGAUCCAAAUAUUAUCUCACCACCGAAACAGUAUCCUUCACCUCCUUACGUCAGUAACCAACAGCAGGAACUCUUACUUCAUCAGCUAAAUAACAAACAGCAAAAUAUUCACUUUGAAGGCCACGGUGGUAUUCAGCAACACAAAACAAUUCGAGUAGUAGACCCCACAGCUGUUGCUGAAAAUAAACAAGCUAAACUACACCAAGAACAGUUACUUUUGGAACAACAAAAAUAUCAACAGCUUCUAAGACAGCAAGAGGCACUGAGACUCAAAAACCUGACACCGAGGCCUCCAGCUGAAGGCACUACAGUGCAGGUGGCGUAUGACCCAUUCUACAGCCCCAUAUUGCAGAAAAUGGACAACGUAUUCGUACAGCUUGGAUUUAACGAGGAGGCGUGCAGAGAAAGACUGGUGUGCAGCAUGUACAAGACUCCUUCCCGAUUCAGUCCCCACAGCAACUUGAUAUCGGCAGAACUCAGCAGGUAA